Paramacrobiotus metropolitanus is the source of this 1671-nucleotide messenger RNA. RefSeq lists its product as uncharacterized. Bases 159 to 1148 code for a protein of 329 amino acids. The record is from RefSeq and is a predicted model, not a curated record. Lineage: Eukaryota; Metazoa; Tardigrada; Eutardigrada; Parachela; Macrobiotidae. The transcript is spliced from 4 exons.
UUUUUAUUACGGUUUGACGUUGAUUCCAGCCUAAACAGGUUCAAGGUGACCUUAUCGAUCUCGUCAGCCCAGCAUGUGUUUCCGAGCAAAGCACAAAGUUAAUUAUAUUACUGGAAUCGUCGUAUCAUGUAGUGAAACCGCUUUCCCAUAGUCUGAAUAUGCAGUUGAAUAAGUCAGUGGAUCGUGACCAUUAUCAAUCGCACAAACUGAAGAUGCUGAGCACAAAAGAGCGAAAUUUGUUGGUCAACUGGGUGGGAUCGACUGGAUUCCUGGUGCUCGCCGCCAUUUCGAGCGUCGCUGCUCUGGUCGCGGCACUAGCCAGUGAUUUUCUCUGCACAUUGGCGCUGACUUGCAGUGCCGUGUACCGUAUUGUGUACGGCGAUUCCCCAGCCAGUGGAUAUAUGUCCGCUUCCCUCCUGAUUUCCGUGUUGUACUUCCUUGGUCCACUGAACGGAUUCUUCAGUCGCCACUGCAGCAAGCACACAACCACCGCGAACGUAACCGUCGCCCGCUGCAUGUUCGGACUUUUGGCCAGUUUUUGCGGAAUGCUUAUUUUGCGGACAAUGGAAUACGCAUUUGGCGACCCUAAGGGGUCCUUGUAUGACGGCACACUAAUUCUGGAAGCUGGUAUGAAACUACCGGCUAACAUCACGGGAUCUGCGGUACGUUUCAAUGAAUCUGCGGACAGUUCUCAGAUUGCCUAUUCGGCUCAUGAUCAAGCUCUGCUGCGAGAGAAUCUCAUCACGAUGAGAAAGCUGGCCGAGUCCAUGCCGCCUCGUCUGCAUCAGUUGGUUCUUUUUCUGUAUAUGUUGGUCGCGUCCAUUUUCCUGGUCGAAUCCAUCUUUGCUAGUAUGUUUUGGAAACGCCUGGCGCCAUAUGGUAAAGAGACAGCGGUUGUCGAGGAUAAGGCGGCCCUGAAUGCGUUUGAAACCGGCGGCGAGAAGAGCGAGACCGCUACCGUAAAGGUCAUAGACACGCGCAGCGGUUCGUGCUGGGAGUAUUUCUCUUGGACGCAUUUGCCGCCAGCCGGGGGACAGUGUGUGGAAUGCAACAUGGGCCGUAUGGGCAUUGUGCUGAGCUAUCUGUUUAAAGCAACGGUGGCAUGCCAUUUGCUGGUGGAUAUUUAUCAUCUGGUGAAAAUGUUUUGACCAGGAGCGGAUGCGCAGAGUGCAUCAGAUCGCAUGCGAUGCUUGCUGGAAAUGGUGCUUUCUGCUUUAGCGCUACCCGUAUGCUUCCGUUAUAGUUCUGUGCUUCCUUAACUUGUGUACCUGUCGAAGUUGUGUUCUUUUGCAGCAUUAAGAUUAAUUAAUUGUUGACUUCUUAAACGCAGCUUCGCUAAUUACCUAGUUCAAUAACGCCGAGCUUUUAGUACAGACGGGUAAGCCUGUUUUAGCACAGGAUAACUGCUUCGGCAUCGGAGCAACCACAGCUCGUGGAUGGCCGCGUUCUGCAUCACUGAGCACACAAUGCCACACAUCGUGCUGCAUACAGACACUUGUCGAUCGGAUGCUUCAGACUCGACUAUAUCGAAUCCUUAUCACACUAGCUUCGUUUUGAUGCCCUUUUCAUGAUGACUGGAUUCUGCUGGUGGUGCUCUGCUGGGACAUAUUUGUAUUGCAUCUGAUGUUUGACCUUUCAAAAUCGAAAAUUUAUUAGGAUAUUGGGUAUAGU